Messenger RNA from Pomacea canaliculata, 2085 nucleotides. RefSeq lists its product as uncharacterized. Lineage: Eukaryota; Metazoa; Mollusca; Gastropoda; Architaenioglossa; Ampullariidae. The transcript is spliced from 2 exons. The record is from RefSeq and is a predicted model, not a curated record. The coding region runs from base 670 to 1053 and encodes 127 amino acids.
GUCCCUCUUAUGCUGUCCAUGUUUCGUUCUUGUUCUUACGCGCUAACAGCAUGCUCCUUAGGAGUGUGAGUAUGCGCUUUACAAAUUUUGCAUCCCGUAGAUGCGUUUCAGUCUUGUGGCAUUCCUGUACAAUUCCCAUGACAUCAGUUCCAAAGCUAGGUGUCAAAGCUUUGUAAGUCUUCAACUUUCGACUUAUUUCCGGUCCAUCACGACAGUGGUCACGCGUUCAACUCUGGCUAUUGAUACUAUACUCAGACUAGUUUACAACGGAACAGUUUCUUGCAGCUCUGUUAUGACAUGAAGUAACUUUUGCUCCACAAAUGUUCUACUUUCAUGAGCGAACGGUACCCGCGGACAUGCUUUCACCAUUAGAGGGUACAGUCGCGAAAAGGGUUGAGAAUCUCUGAGAGAUGAUCUGAUGGGAGUAUCCGUCCCUUAGAGACGAGAGCUGAUUACAGUGAGAAAAGCAAGUUUGAGAUACGAUAUCUCAGAGAGAGAACGAUGUACCUCUCGCUAUGUUCACCUAAUUAUGACAUACACCCGUAAUCUAGUCACUACCCCUCUUGCGAAACAUUUCUGAUAACGUGACGUAGUGGUCACAUGAAGACAGUACGUUCACAGACUGUGAUUGUCAUUCUCAUCGAUACGCAGAGAUUCUUUUAGUUCAUCAUGAGUCGCUACACCGUUGUCUUCCUACUCUCCAUUUUGUGCCUGUGUGAUUUCACUAAAGGAGAAACUCUCGACGAUUACUGCAACACAUACUCUGUCUCCGUCUACAGUAGCCCCAGCUUCUACUACCUCAUAAACAACCAAAAGUAUGACAGUCUCUGUCAAGUCGGCUUCGACAGCACCAGCACCACUGUUCUCACUAUUUCCGGUUCUGGUCUAGACUGCUCCCAGUGCCACAUCAGCGUGUGGGACGCCAAUAACUACGUGUCCAAGUCUAAUGGCAACAUUUGCUCCAUGGGUUACUUCAAAUACACCUAUUUUUCUGACUACUUGGAGGCCAUCAACCUGCACGUACAAGGGACGGCCUGCGCCAAUGCCCCAUAACUAUCGAGGCGCGUAAGGGGUGCGACAGCUACGAGUUCCAGUGCGACAACGGACAAUGUGUGAUGGAUUACGACCGCUGCGACAAUUGGCAAGACUGUUCCGAUGGUUCUGACGAAGAUGGCUGCUUCUGGAGUGUGGGGGCGUACGUGGGAGUCAGUCUCGGCUCCUUCGUGUUCCUCUUCGUUGUGGUGGUGACAGCAGCCGUGUGCCGACGGAGAAUGGUCCUUGCACGCGGAGUGGUGGUGGUGCCAGCCACCCAGUCCCAGGUCACCCAGGGCCGUUGGUAGUUAAUGAUGUGCGCAUCUUUCCAAUUUUAUGCUUCGAUCAACGACAAACGACAACAUUGAAUUACUAUUGAGACAGAUCAGACUACUGUGGCACAGACACAAGACCAGCAAAUCAGACACGCAACGACAGGUUUCUUUUUAGACGUGUAUGACACAACCCAUAUUUUGAUCAGUAUAAUCGUAUCAGUCCAAUCUAAAGUUUUGCAAUGUCACUGUGGCCACGGCGAUCUGCACUCCCACGAUUCAGAUCAGUUAACUUUCACUUUGCAGUUUAUAAUAGCAAAUAAACCGUAAAAGAAUUCAGUAUUCACAUCAAUACACAGCUUAGCCUCUCUCCAGAUUAUGUUCCACGAACUGCAGUCUAUGGUCAUAAUGAGGGCCUGUACAUGACUGUAUGUGCCUUAUUUUACAAAGAUAUGUUUGCUACUUGGCGUUGAAAGUUCAAUGCAGCAUUAAAACAUUCUCUAUUCCCAAUUUAUUUUUUAAAAUCUGUCUUGUUACUACGGCUUGCUUAAAAACCUAUCCUUCCUACGAGCAGUUCACAGGUAUGCUGUUUUCCUACUGCACCGAAAGUCGCCACAGUGAUGUCUUGAAUGCCUUUACAUUUUCUUUUAAUUUGCAAGUUGUCACCGUAUUUUUGUGAAGUACAAGUCUUCUUUCUACCAAAAAGUGCACUCUUUUAGAAUACUUCAUCGAGAUGAUGAUCACACAACAAUCAUUAAAGGAAAAAACAAAACAAAAAAAA